Messenger RNA from Cygnus atratus (black swan), 3019 nucleotides. It is a transcript of the gene NETO2, whose product is annotated as neuropilin and tolloid like 2. Gene Ontology annotation, molecular function: protein binding. The coding region runs from base 87 to 1664 and encodes 525 amino acids. Lineage: Eukaryota; Metazoa; Chordata; Aves; Anseriformes; Anatidae. The transcript has 9 exons. The record is from RefSeq and is a predicted model, not a curated record.
AGCGCCCUCGCGGGGGGCCGCCGCGCCCGGCCGCGGCAAUGGAGCGCCGCUGAUCGCCGCCGAGUGGAAGCCGCCGCCGGGAGACGAUGGCCCCGUACCAAGUCUGCUCGGUGCUGGAAGUGUUGCUAGUAACAAUCCUUGUAGUGGAAGGGAUUGCCAUUGCACAGAAGACACAAGGUGGGCAAAAUAGUGGAUUGAAUCGCAUUCCUCCUACCCAGUGCGAUAACUGGGUACGGACUAGUAAUGGAGGACACUUUGCUUCACCAAACUACCCUAACAUGUACCCACCAAAUCAAGAGUGCAUCUACAUCUUAGAAGCUGCUCCACGACAAAGAAUUGAGUUGACCUUUGACGAACCUUAUUACAUAGAACCCUCAUUUGAAUGUCGCUUUGAUCAUCUGGAGGUUCGAGAUGGACCUUUUGGCUUCUCCCCUCUCAUUGAUCGUUACUGUGGUCUGAAAAGCCCUGCAUUAAUUAGAUCAACAGGGAGAUUUAUGUGGAUCAAGUUUACUUCUGAUGAGGAGCUGGAAGGAAAGGGAUUUCAAGCAAAAUACUCAUUUAUACCAGAUCCUGACUUCACUUACCUAGGAGGCAUCUUAAAUCCCAUUCCAGACUGCCAAUUUGAGCUCUCGGGAGCUGACGGAAUAGUACGUUCCAGUCAAGUAGAACAAGAAGAAAAAACAAAACCAGGACAAGCAGUUGACUGCAUAUGGACAAUUAAGGCUACUCCAAACGCUAAGAUUUAUUUACGAUUUCUGGACUAUCAAAUGGAGCAUUCCAAUGAAUGCAAAAGAAAUUUUGUUGCUGUCUAUGAUGGAAGUAGUUCUAUUGAAAACCUGAAGGCAAAGUUUUGCAGCACUGUAGCAAAUGAUGUCAUGCUGCAGACUGGGACUGGCGUGGUACGAAUGUGGGCAGACGAAGGCAGUAGACUAAGCAGGUUCCGAAUGCUGUUCACUUCAUUUGUGGAUCCUCCCUGCUCAGGCAACACUUACUUCUGCCAUAGCAACAUGUGCAUCAAUAAUUCUUUAGUCUGCAAUGGCAUUCAAAACUGUGCAUACCCUUGGGAUGAAAAUCACUGCAGAGAAAGGAAAAAAGCUGGAUUGUUUGAACAAAUCACCAGAACACAUGGAACAAUCAUUGGUAUCACGUCAGGGAUAGUUUUAGUUCUUCUUAUCAUUUCAAUUCUAGUACAAAUAAAGCAACCUCGCAAAAAAGUUAUGGCUUGCAAGACUGCUUUCAAUAAAACUGGUUUCCAGGAAGUGUUUGAUCCUCCACAUUAUGAACUGUUUUCACUGAGGGACAAAGAGAUUUCUGCAGAUUUGGCAGAUUUAUCAGAAGAACUUGAAAACUAUCAGAAAAUGAGGCGCUCUUCAACAGCUUCCAGGUGCAUUCAUGACCACCACUGUGGCUCUCAAGCCUCCAAUAUAAAACAAAGCAGGACAAACCUCAGCUCCAUGGAACUUCCCUUCCGCAAUGAUUUUGCACAACCUCAGCCAAUGAAAACAUUUAAUAGCACAUUCAAGAAAAGUAGCUACACUUUCAAACAAGCGCAUGACUGCCCCGAGCAAGUCAUAGAAGACAGGGUGAUGGAGGAAAUUCCAUGUGAAAUCUAUGUUAGAGGAAGAGAAGAUACAGCACAAGGUUCGUUAUCUAUUGACUUUUAAUUUCCUAGUUAAGGUGUUAUCAGUGUACAUAGAGGAUGCUUGUGUAUAAGGACAGUGUAUAUAUUAAAAGUGUAUUAUAUGCAGCGUGUGAGAUGCACACACUUUUAGGUUAUUAUACUUCAUUUGAAAAAAAAAAAAAAAGGAAAGAAAGAAAGUCUUCAUAACUAAUUUCUGCUGAAGAACAGUGGACUUCCUCCCAUCCUCCCAAGCUACCUGUCCGGUGGAGCAACAAGCCAGACUUUUCAUGGAAAUUGGAAGUUAAGGAUGUUGGGGGAAAGACAGCAACAACAACCACCACUGUCAUUGAUCAGCAAAAACAGUGACUACUACCCUUCUCUUCACAUCGUUUUCUCUUAUUUAGAUGUCUGCUUUUCAAGACAAUUUUAAUACCUCAGUUACAUAAAUAAAAGUAGUUAAGUGCACCACGUAUAUGUCAACAUAGGUGUCUUAUUGUAUUUGUCAUAUUGAAAGAGUUAGUGUUAAGUGCCAGUUAAGACUCAAGAGUUACAUUACAGCCAUCUGUUUCAUCUUGCCUGCCAUUUAUAUUGCCUUUAAUUAUCAGUUCCUCACUCUAUGCUUUGUGAGAAAUAAGUGUAAGGGGUUACUGCCUUUUUAAAAGAUAUUGAGGUUUAUUAAUUUUAGUACAUUUGGGAAUGUGACCCUCGCAGCUUGCGGUUAAACACAAGCGCUCAUGUUAUUCUAGAUGCAGACUUCAAACUGUUUGCUUUCAAGAAGGCUUAGGAUUCUAAAAGAUUCUGCCAUGUAUUAUAAAUCCAUGUGGCUACACUGAUUUCACCGCUCUGUAGUUAGAAAAUAAUUCUGUUCCUGUGUUUUCCAAGUAUUUACAUGAAUAGACUGUACUGUACAUUUCUCUCAAAAUAGCCUUUUAGUCCUUAUGCAGCCAAUCUUCCCUACUGAAAUCAGUGAUGAUACUUUUAGCUCGUGUCCUACUUGCCUGAAAAGGAUUGCUCUGACAUGUGUGAUCACCAGGGAAACAAGGAGAAAUCAAACAACUCUUGUUAACCUUUAUGGAACCUUUCUCAUGCCCCUUGUUGCCACUUGAAAAAUUGCACAUUUCAUACCUUUUUUAAUGGUGGUUUGGACCUAAUUUUAACAUUUUUACAAUAUAGAACAGUUUUUUCAAAUACAAUAAUUCUCAUUGUGUUUUUUAGACUUUUUAUAUCGUUUGAUACUGUAUAGACUAUUUAUUAAAUCAAAAUCUAGCACCUGUACAACAGGCUUGUUUCACUGUCCGUUUUAGCAGCUCCGAAUAACAUGCAGUUGCUGCCAUGUACACCGCAAUUUGCCAAGCAUACUUAAUAUGACUUCUGCAUUAGCCUACAUUUUAUUCCCUG